CUCCCGAACUCGGAACGAAGAGGAAGUUUGGGCCUUUACGGCCACCACCCGCUACAAUAUGGCUUCCCCCAGGGAAAGGCGAGACCUAACGUCAAAGUAUAGACUCUAAAUCCUUCCUCACAUGGAUCGUAACGCAGAGUUCAAGAGAUGGAAGGCACAGGGUCUGAGCAAAGCAGACCUCAGCCGAAAGGGCAGUGUGGAUGAGGAUGUGGUAGAACUUGUGCAGCUCCUGAAUGGGCGAGAACAGUACUUCACCACGAGUUCCUGCGCUGGGCGCAUCAUCCUCCUAGAUGGGAAUAUAAAUGGUUUUGAGGUUCAAAAGCAAAACUGUUGCUGGCUACUGGUCACACACAAACCUUGUGUAAAAGAUGAUGUGAUUGUAGCUCUGAAGAAAGCAAAUGGUGAUGCCAUUUUGAAAUUUGAACCACUUAUUCUUCAUGUGCAGUGUCGACAGUUACAGGAUGCACAGAUUCUGCAUUCAGUGGCAAUAGAUUCUGGUUUCAGGAACUCUGGCAUAACUGUGGGAAAGAGAGGAAAGACUAUGUUGGCUAUCCGGAGCACACAUGGCUUAGAAGUUCCAUUAAGCCAUAAAGGAAAACUGAUGGUGACUGAGGAAUAUAUCGACUUCCUGUUAAAGGUAGCAAAUCAAAAAAUGGAGGAAAACAAGAAGAGAAUUGAAAGGUUUUACAACUGCCUACAACAUGCUUUGGAAAAAGAAACUAACUCACAUCCCAAAGAGAAAAUCAAAGACAAAAAUAAUUCAUCAUAUAGUCAUAAGAAAAAAAGAAACCCAGAAGCAUGUGGCAAAUGUAUUGAAGAAAAUGAUAAAGAACUUGAAAAUGAUGAUGAUCCAGGAAUCAGUGUUACUAUCUUCCCUGAAGAUUACUAAGAUUGGGUCUUGGUAGUGUAAUGUUUCUAAUAGAUAUUCCAAAGCUGCUCUUUAUAAGAGUAUUUUAGUUUCUUGAGCAUAUGAGCCACUCAGAAAAGCAAGAUUUAUUCUUUCUCUGUAUUUUAGAGAAAUCCCUAACUUUUAAAAAUAGCUGUGUAUAAUAUUUGCUUAUUAAAUACCAUCUGUUUUAGUCACAUAGAGAUUUCCUUGCAAAAAUAAAAUUGACUGGGGCACCUGGUUGGCUCAGGCAGAGAAGCAUAGGAUUCUCCAUUGUGGGGUCAUGGGUCUGAGCCCCACGUUGGGCAUAGAGAUUAUUUAAAAAUAAAAUCUUUUAAAAAACAAAGCAAAA
Molecule: messenger RNA, 1238 nt
Organism: Herpailurus yagouaroundi (jaguarundi)
Lineage: Eukaryota; Metazoa; Chordata; Mammalia; Carnivora; Felidae
Gene: TYW3
Product: tRNA-yW synthesizing protein 3 homolog
Exons: 6
Coding region: 122-889 (255 amino acids)
Source: RefSeq, a predicted model, not a curated record